Physeter macrocephalus (sperm whale) is the source of this 5206-nucleotide messenger RNA. It is a transcript of the gene FNTB, whose product is annotated as farnesyltransferase, CAAX box, subunit beta. The record is from RefSeq and is a predicted model, not a curated record. The coding region runs from base 982 to 2550 and encodes 522 amino acids. NCBI's taxonomy places the organism in Eukaryota, Metazoa, Chordata, Mammalia, Artiodactyla, Physeteridae. Gene Ontology annotation, molecular function: protein farnesyltransferase activity. Gene Ontology annotation, cellular component: protein farnesyltransferase complex. The transcript is spliced from 14 exons. Gene Ontology annotation, biological process: protein farnesylation.
UCUGUCAAGCUUGCUGGUCCUUCCCUCAUGAGGCUCUUCCCCAUGUUUUUCACACGGAUUGCUCCUUGUCAUCCUUCAGGUCUCGGCUUACAUGUCACUUACUCAGAGAGGCUUGGCCAGACCACCCAAUCUAAUUAGUCCCCUCCUCCUUUACUUUCUCAUAGACCCUGUUAUUUUUCUUCAUACAAUUCAUCACAAGUGUUCACAGAUUUUUUUGUGUUCGUUCACUUAAUUCUAUCAAUUCCAUUAGGCUGUAAGGUUCUCAAGGGGGGAGGGACCUUGUUUGUUUUGUUCACUUUUGUAUUCUUGAGGCCUAGCACGGGUGCCUGACAUGUAGUAGGUGCUCUAUAAAAAAAAUUGCUGAAUAAAUGAGUGAAUACUUUCUUGGUUGUUUCACUUACACUUGUCCCUUCUAUUGAGUUUUAGUUCCUGCUACUGCACUGUAACCCCCAAAUUGAUAGGAGAGAAUUGCAGUGCCACUUCCCUCUAUCACUGACUGCUGAGAUGGCAAUUCCUUUGUGGAGAAGCUGCUGGCUUCUCCUGGGCGGUUGUCAUGUACCCAAAGGUGCGCAAUAAUUCUGUUCACAAUAGUAUGACUGAAGCAAUCAGGAGAGCUGUCAGAAAUGCCUUUAAAAGUUACCCUCAUUGGGUUCUUGAGCACCCGAAACUGUGAACUACUGACAUAAGUGAGAAUGAGCAGAAUGUUGAAAAGGUGUGUGUGUGUGGGAAAUGAAAUUCAGACGUACACGUCCUUUCUUGCGCGCCAGAAACUGAGCCUCUUGCAGCAGCUCCUCUGCCCAAUGGGGGGCGGCAGCAUCCCAGCAACUCACUCCCUGAGGUUGUGUAGGCGGCAGGAGCGAUUCGCGUUCAAACUCUUUUGACUCUAUCCGCUCGCCGUAGCGCCUUAGCCCGCUAGAGUUUCAAGGCGCGUUGUUCCUUGACGAAGCUGAGUCCUAUACACCGCCUGCUGCUUUCCAGAGCAUGGCUUCUCCGAGUUCUUUCACCUACUGUUGCCCUCCAUCUUCCUCCCCUGUCUGGUCAGAGCCGCUGUACAGUCUGAGGCCCGAGCACGCGCGGGAGCGGUUGCAGGACGACUCGGUAGAAACAGUCACGUCCAUGGAACAGGCAAAAGUAGAAGAAAAGAUCCAAGAGGUCUUCAGUUCCUACAAGUUCAACCACCUUGUACCAAGGCUUAUUUUGCAGAGGGAGAAGCACUUCCAUUAUCUGAAGAGAGGCCUCCGACAGCUGACAGAUGCCUAUGAGUGUCUGGAUGCCAGCCGCCCAUGGCUCUGCUACUGGAUCCUGCACAGCUUGGAACUCCUAGAUGAGCCCAUUCCCCAGAUGGUGGCGACAGACGUGUGUCAGUUCCUGGAGCUGUGUCAAAGCCCAGAAGGUGGCUUUGGAGGGGGCCCUGGCCAGUACCCACACCUCGCGCCCACGUAUGCAGCAGUCAACGCGCUCUGCAUCAUUGGCACCGAAGAGGCCUAUGAUGUCAUUAACAGAGAGAAGCUUCUCCAGUAUUUGUACUCGCUGAAGCAACCCGAUGGCUCUUUUCUCAUGCACGUUGGAGGUGAGGUGGACGUGAGAAGUGCGUACUGUGCCGCCUCGGUAGCUUCUCUGACCAACAUCAUCACUCCAGACCUGUUUGAGGGCACUGCUGAAUGGAUCGCAAGGUGUCAGAAUUGGGAAGGUGGAAUUGGCGGGGUGCCAGGGAUGGAAGCCCACGGCGGCUAUACUUUCUGUGGCCUGGCCGCACUGGUCAUCCUCAAGAAGGAACGCUUCUUGAACUUGAAGAGCUUAUUACAAUGGGUGACAGGCCGGCAGAUGCGGUUUGAAGGUGGAUUUCAGGGCCGCUGCAACAAGCUGGUGGACGGCUGCUACUCCUUCUGGCAGGCGGGGCUCCUGCCCCUACUCCACCGUGCACUGCACGCCCAAGUAGCUGCAUUACAAUGGGCUCACGUGGAAAGCUCUCCAGGACACAACGGAAAGUGUCAAAGGCCAGGCCGAGAACAGUCUAUCUGUGUGCACACAGGCUGGCAUCCACCCAGCUUUCCUGGAAGUAUACACAACUCCCCUUUAACAAUGGGUGACCCUGCCCUCAGCAUGAGCCGCUGGAUGUUUCAUCAGCAGGCCCUGCAGGAGUACAUUCUUAUGUGCUGCCAGUGCCCCACCGGGGGGCUUCUGGAUAAACCUGGCAAGUCCCGGGACUUCUACCACACCUGCUACUGCCUGAGCGGCCUGUCCAUAGCCCAGCACUUCGGCAGUGGAGCCAUGUUGCACGAUGUGGUCCUGGGUGUGCCCGAAAACGCCCUGAACCGGCUGCAUGAGGACAUGGACAGGCUGGUGAACUCACCGUCCCCACCCUCUGUCUGCAGCUCGUUCUCCAUUCAUGAGCAUCUGGCUGGCAAACUCGAGGUUCCAGCCCUGUGCGGGCGAGCUGUUCACCACUGUAUCCAGCCCCAGGCCAGCCUGGCCACGGGACAUGCUUGUGAGCCUAGUCAUGAUCCUGAGACUCAACUCCGGCUAAGACUGUCUGCAGCUGUCAGAUGAUGGGGCCUGUGCAGAUUGUCAUGAAAUAUUCCAACAGAAGAAACACAAAUGGCCAGUAGGUGGAUGAAAAGAUGCUCAGCCUCACUAGUAAUUGAGAAAAUCCAAGUAACAACCCUUCGGCUGUUUCAAGUAUUUGCCUCCUAUGCAACCCUCUUCCGUUCUUUUCCCUCCCUCCUUCCUCAGCGUAACCCCAUCCUAAAUUUGACAUUUAUCAUGCCUGCAAAUGUUUUUGUGCUAUUACUACAUAGGUAUGUAUCCACGAACUAUAUAUAGAGUUGUUUUGUAUGUUUUCAAAUGUUUUAUAACAGUAUCUACCCGACCAUUUAUUCUGCAUCACUUUUCUCACCGACCAUUACCCUUUUGAGGCUUAGUCGUCUUCAUAUGUGUUGCUCUAGUUUAUUCAUCUUAACUCCUGUAUGGUAUUCCCUUGUCUAAGUGUACCCCAGUUUAAUUUUCUAGUCUCCUGUUGGUUAACACUGAGAUGGUUUCAGAUUUUGCUAUUACACAAGGUGUUGCAGUGAACAUUCUCGAGUUACAGUUUCUGAGAGAGAUACACCUUCAUCCUCACCAGAUGGCCCUGAACCUUGCCCCUUUGUGCUUGGGUUAUUUAACGCUCACAUGGCACCAAGAUGAGUUGCUCCAUAGUCAGACUUUUCCUUUCUGCCAACUUGACAGAUGUGAAAUGGUAUCUCAGUUUUGUUUUGCAUUUCCCUGAUUACUGGUGAGGCCGAGCAUCUUUGCAAACGUUUGUUGGCCAUUUGUGUUAUGUCUUCUGUGAGUUGCCAGCCAGCUCCUAUCCUUUGCUCAUUUUCGUAUUGAUUUGUAAUUUUGUUUGCUCUUUUCUUAUGUAGUAGGAGUUCUUUGUGUGUUCUUGAUACUAAUCCUUUGUCAGUGGUGUGUGUGUGGUGACUCUCUUCCAGUUUGUGACUUGUCUUUUCACUUUGUUUUUAGUGUUUUUGUUGAAUAGAAGAUUUUAACUCUAAAGUGAAUAAUUUUAUUUGCCUUUUCGGUUUUUGAGGGUUUUUUUUUGGGGGGGGGGCGUUACUUAAGAAAUCUUUUCCUACCCUGAGGUCAUAAAUAUUUUUCUUCUAAACAAUUUAAAGUUUUGCUUAUCCCAUCUAAUUUUUUAAUUCUCUUGGAAUUUAUUUCCUUCUGUAGUGAGGGUGGGAUAAAAUUUUAUCUUUUUCCCAUUUUGGUUAACCAAUUGACCAGCACCAUUUAUUGAAGUUUACAACCUUUCCUAUUGAUGUAUCACAUGUGUGUCACAUACUCAAGUUCCUGUAUAUGAGGUGACUGUUUCUGGACACACUGUUCCAUUGGUCUGUUUGUUAUCUUUGCUGUCUUAAGCAAAUCUUAAAUGCAGGUAAGCAAGUCUUACCUACCCACCUCAUUCUUUUUCUUCAAAACUGCUUUGGAUAUUCUUUGCCUUCUGCAUUUUAGGAUUUCCUGUGCAUUUUAGGAUCAGCUUAUCAAGUUACACACACAAAAAAAACUAGUGGAAUUUUUAUUAGAAUUACAUUGAAUGUAAGAUUAAUGGGAGGGAACUGACCUUAACAUUCGGGCUUCCCAUUUAUAAACACAAUUCUUCAGAUUUUUUACAUUUCUUUUAAUGGUCUUUUAUCAUUUUCUCCAUAAAGGACUAGCACAUCUUUUGUUAGACUUCUGUCUAAGAAAUUUAUAGUUUUUGUGUCUAUUGUGACUGGAAUAUUUUUUUCCAUUUUAUUUUGUAAUUGGUUGUUACUAAUGUAUAGAAAUGCUAUGGAUAAUUAUAGUUUAAUUUUGCACCCAGCAGCCUUGCUGAAUUCUCUUUUUUUUUUGGCUGCUCCACGUAGCUUGCGGGAUCUUAGUUCCCUGACCAGGGAUUGAACCGGGCCCCCUGCAGUGGAAGUGUGGAGUCCUAACCACUGGACCGCCAGGGAAUUCCCUCUGAAUUCUCUUGAUAGUUGUAAUAGUUUGUCUAUAGAAUCUCUUAGAUUUCUUAUUUAGAACGUAAUGUCAUCUUCAAGUAAGGAGUUUUGCUUUUUCCUUCCUGAUUCUUAAGAAUUUUCUUUCUUUUCUUGCCUUGUAAUGUUGGCUAAAACCCCCAUGGAGUGUUGACUGGAGGUGGUAAUAGAAAGUGUUCUGAUUGUAAUGGGAAGGUUUCUGUAAUUCCAUCAUUAAGGAGGAUGCUUACUGUGAGGUUUUGGUAAACAUUUCAUAUCAGGUUAAGGAUGUUCCCCUCUGUUCCUGGUCUACUGGGUUGUUUUUUUGUUUUAUUUCAGUCAUAAUCUAGUGUUAAAUUUUAUUGAAUGCUUUUUCCUCAUCUGGCUUUUCUCCUUUAAUCUGAUGUUGUGUUUUGUUAAUACAUAUUCUGAUGUGACCUUGACGUUACGGGAUAAGCCCUGCUUGGUGAUAAUAGAGUGUGGGGGGUGUAUGUGCUGUUCUAACACCUGCUGGAUUCACUCUGCUGGUAUUUUUGGCUCGUAUUUUUAUUUAGGAUUUUUUGCAUGUGUGUUCAUGAGAAAGACUGAUCUAAAAUUUUGUUUUAUUGUAUUCUUUUCCAGUUUGUGUUUCAGGAUAAUAUAGCCUCAUAAAAUUAGACGGGUGUCUUCCUACUCUACUUUUUCUUUGGAAAAGUUUGUAUAAGUUAGAGAUUAUCUUGUAAGCUAACACUUGC